Centrocercus urophasianus (Greater sage-grouse) is the source of this 2629-nucleotide messenger RNA. RefSeq names its product glycosyltransferase like domain containing 1 (gene QTMAN). Bases 182 to 1576 code for a protein of 464 amino acids. The record is from RefSeq and is a predicted model, not a curated record. The transcript is spliced from 11 exons. Gene Ontology annotation, molecular function: glycosyltransferase activity. NCBI's taxonomy places the organism in Eukaryota, Metazoa, Chordata, Aves, Galliformes, Phasianidae.
CCGACGGUCUCCAGGCGGGAGUGAGGAGGAGGAGGAGGAGGGAAGCUCCUGCUCUGCUACAUGGAGGGAGAGGCAAGUGUUCCCCCUUCCCCUGCUCCAGCUGAGGGCUUUCUGAAGGGACUGCACUUAGGAGGCAAGCUGCACACAGAAAGAUUUCAGACAGAGCUGAAGCAGUGGGAAAAUGAGUGUUCUUCUCAUUGAGGCUUUUUAUGGCGGUUCCCACAAACAGCUGAUGGAUCUUCUUCAAGAAGAGCUGAAAGAAGAAUGUGUCAUCUGUACACUCCCUGCCAAGAAGUGGCAUUGGAAAGCACGGACUGCUGCUCUUUACUUCAUGCAAACAGUGCCAGCAAGUGCUGAUUACAGGAUCCUCUUUGCAAGCUCUGUGCUUAACCUGGCUGAACUCGCUGCCCUGCGCCCUGACCUGGGCAAAUUGAAAAAGGUCCUCUACUUCCAUGAGAACCAAUUGGCGUAUCCUGUCCAGAAGUGCAAGGAAAGGGACUUCCAGUAUGGAUACAACCAGAUUCUUUCAUGUUUGGUUGCUGAUAUUGUGGUGUUCAACUCUGCUUUUAAUAUGGAAUCAUUUCUUACAUCCAUUGGAAAAUUUAUGAAGCUGAUUCCUGACCACAGACCUAAGGAUUUGGAAAAAAUAAUCAGACCGAAGUGCCAAGUUCUUUAUUUUCCAGUCAGGUUUCCUGAUGUGAGCAGGUUCAUGCCAGAACAUAAGCUUGCCCAUUUGGAAAACAUAAUUGGUGUUAAAAGAAAUGGAGAUUCUUAUCAACACGAGGGCCUGCCUGGGCAGCAGAAGAGCAGAGCUUUGGGAGGUUUAAUGAAAAACAGCAACGCGUGUCGUGAGUCUGGACUUUGUGAAGCACAGCCUGGACUUUGUACCACACAGCAUGAGGAACUGCAUUCCCCAUUAACAGCAGCAGAGAAAUUGAACAAGUCUGAAGCAACAGAAAGUACAAAUCCUUGUCAAGAAGAAGAUAAGCAACAUGUGACUUUUAACCUCUGUAAUAUCUGGAGUGGAAUGGACUAUCAGCAGAGACCUUUACAUGUUGCCUGGCCUCACAGGUGGGAACAUGACAAAGAUCCUGAAACUUUCUUUAAAGUGCUGCUGAAACUGAAGGAGCAGGAGCUACCUUUUCACGUGUCCGUCCUUGGGGAGACUUUCACUGAUGUUCCAGAUAUAUUUGCAGAGGCCAAAAAAGCAUUGGGAUCUUCUGUCUUGCACUGGGGGUACUUACCCAGCAAAGAUGACUAUUUCCAAGCACUGUGCAUGGCCGAUGUUGUCAUCUCAACAGCUAAACACGAAUUCUUUGGAGUGGCAAUGGUGGAAGCAGUGCAUUGCGGCUGUUACCCGUUGUGUCCCAAGGCCUUGGUGUACCCGGAGAUCUUCCCAGCUGAAUAUCUGUAUUCUACACCUGAACAGCUUUUUAAAAGGCUUCAGAAUUUCUGCAAGAGACCUGAUAUUGUAAGGAAACAUCUCUAUAAGGGCGAGAUGGCUGGCUUUUCCUGGGCAGCGCUCCGUGGUAAAUUCAGGUCUCUGCUCGCAGCAGAACCGAAAGAAGAUUUGUGACAGAUGGGGCUAAGUCACAAACUUGCAGCCUCAGGCAGAAUUGUGGAAGUUUCCAGAGUGUGCCCAUAUUUACCUGAUCAGAGAGAAAAGAAAAUCUGCAGAGGAAGCCGAGCCUGGCUGCUUGUCAUAGCUGACACAGAGCCAUCUGCCACAAACCUGUGGCGGCUUCAGAUCUCCAAUCCCUGCCACCACCCCAGCUCAAAUUAAAUACAGAUUCUUAGAGACGUUAUGAUGGUUACACAUGUCCUCGGCAUCACAUGCAGGAGACUGUUCAAAAAAAAUAUGUGGCCUGUUGUAUAACCGCACUCAUGUAUCCCAUAUGUGGUGCCACAUUGAAUUUCCGGUUGAAUCUGUUUUUAUCCUUUGUACUGGAUGACAUGGUGCCUGAAUUCUUUCUUUUCGCCGACACGAUGGCAGCCAAGCUGCAGCUUCAAACGCUCACACUUGGCUGGGUUUCUACCUAGGUUGCCAGGUUAUCAUUGGAGCCUUAUUGUGUCCUCAAAGGGCCACAGGGCCUGAAAGGAGGAUCCGAGUGCUACCGGACUAAUUGGGCAGCCAUCUCAGAAUUGUUUGUAGGCAAAGGGCUGCUUUAGCACUUUUCUUUUUGCAAAUUAAUGACUCUCUGGCACAGGGGUUUUUAAGUGAAGGUAUUAAUAAGGGGUCUGGCAGGUAAUCCCAUGAUUCGCGGAGUUACAUUUGCAUUUAAUUAAUCUUAAAGAAAGCUGAAAGAUAAACAGCUGUAAUUCAAACUAGCAUGGGAAAUAUGCUACGUGGUGCCAUCUAUCCGAUAAAAUGAAAGCUGAGACACUUGUUUUAUUUCUCUCAAGGAUGGAGAACAAACAGAUAACAGCCAAAGUACUUCCAAUAAAAAGUAGUAGUUGGAAUGUAACGGCCGUUCAUCAAGCAUCUUUGCAUCCCGUUACGAAUACAGUCUUUUAAAGAUAAAUCACUUAUGAUUCCAGCAGUCAAGCUUCUAUAUUUGUUGAUGUAAAAUGUUUUGAAGAUGGAGAUUGUACAAUAAAUUUUUAAUAAAGUGCCCACUGCAAUUUUUAA